ACACUCAACCUUGUUAUAAACAACAAAAUUAAUAUCUGCCAAUCUUGGACAAAUAGUGCAAAGAAUAUAAAGGUGGAGAGAGACAGACAGGGCAGACAGAAGUAGACCAGGUGAUCAGCUGUUUCAAGAUGACAGCUGAUUCUGUGCGCGGUGCGUAGCGCAGCGCGGUUCGCGGUGGGAUGAUUACGAGGUAUAUUGCGUUUUGAUAAGGAGAGAUAAGCCGAAAAAAUGGCCACGAGGAACUUAACCGAGCCCUUCGUUUUAAUGCGAAACAAUGCUCUGCAGAGUAGGCAUAUUUACGCCGAACAGCAUCUUACCGAUCGUGUGGCCCUGGUGGAAUCGGAUUCCGGUGCAUCCGACAAUGUCGAAUUGAAGGGGAUGAACGUGGAUAGUGGUGCACCUCCCUCCUGGGCAGAUGCCUUAGAAGAGACGCAGUACAUCUUGAGCAGAUUGCGAGUAAAGAUAGAGAGUCUGAUCGAGCUGCACUCUAAGCAGCUGACCAGACCCACCCUGGAUGAUACAUCUCAGGAGGAAAGGCAAAUGGAGCAAUUGACACGAGAGAUUGGACGUGCAUUCUCCAGUGGCUAUAGACAAGUACAAACCAUCAAGUCAGCUGGAAGGCAUGAAACUAAGCCUACAGAACGUCGGCUGGCUGCCAGCGCAGUAAUCGCCCUUUCAACUGCCUUACAGGAGUUAGGUCUUCAAUAUAGAUCUGCGCAGAAUCAUUAUCUAACACAGGUGAAAUCAAGAGAAGAGAGGAAUAACCAGUUCUUUGCAGAGGACCAGUCUCUUUUAGAUAAUGUAGCGACCGAUUCCUGGUUGACCGAAUCAAAUGAGGCAUCUAGUGAUUACUGGCCAAAAACUGAGCAGAGACAGGACUCGGUUUUAUUGCAAUUGGAAGAACCUGAAGAUAGAAUGAAAUUAGCAAUGGAAAGGGAGGAACAGAUUGGCAGUAUAGUUCAAAGCAUAGCAGAUUUAAAAUAUAUUUUCAAGGAUCUUGCAGUAAUGGUAGAGGAUCAAGGUACUAUUUUGGAUCGAAUUGAUUAUAACAUUGAGCAAACACAAGUACAAGUACAAGAGGGUUACAAACAAUUAAAAAAAGCCGACUCUUAUCAGAAGGCCAAUAAAAAAUUAUAUUGCAUUGUGAUUCUCGCAGCUGCUAUUAUAUUCCUUAGCUUCUUGUUCGUCAUAUUUAAAACGUAGAAUCAAUUUUAGAAUAAAAUUAAUGUAAAAAUAUACUUGUUGGUAUUUAUCGUGUUCCAUAAAAUGAAAUACAUCUUUACAGAGAGUUCAUUGUAUAUAAUGAUGGAAAACUAUUUUUUAAAAUAGUACGUGCAAUUUUUCUCACGUGUUAUAAAAAAAAAAAAAAAA
Messenger RNA from Solenopsis invicta (red fire ant), 1371 nucleotides. It is a transcript of the gene Syx16, whose product is annotated as syntaxin-16. Gene Ontology annotation, biological process: intracellular protein transport; vesicle fusion; vesicle-mediated transport. Gene Ontology annotation, cellular component: SNARE complex; membrane; endomembrane system. The record is from RefSeq and is a predicted model, not a curated record. NCBI's taxonomy places the organism in Eukaryota, Metazoa, Arthropoda, Insecta, Hymenoptera, Formicidae. The transcript has 5 exons. Bases 229 to 1203 code for a protein of 324 amino acids. Gene Ontology annotation, molecular function: SNAP receptor activity; SNARE binding.